Messenger RNA from Condylostylus longicornis, 1041 nucleotides. Its product is annotated as anaphase-promoting complex subunit cdh1-like. The transcript is spliced from 2 exons. NCBI's taxonomy places the organism in Eukaryota, Metazoa, Arthropoda, Insecta, Diptera, Dolichopodidae. The record is from RefSeq and is a predicted model, not a curated record. Bases 547 to 1041 code for a protein of 164 amino acids.
AAAAACGAUAAAAAAUAAUUACUUAUAUUGUGUAUAAAAGAUUAAACAAUAUUUCCGAAUGUGAGAAGAGAAAUGAUAUAGAGACAACAAAAAAAUUUUGGAUUAUAAAUAAUUUUUUUUUUUGUAUUUUUUCUUUUAUAUAUUCUGGAUUAUUACUAUUUUUACUGUUAUACAUAUAUGAAUGGAUGUGGAAUAAUAUACGAUAUUUAAUUAUACGAUAAACAAAUUUUAUAAUUCAUUUGUCGGUAUUAUUAGAGAUGAUGGAAUUUUUUCAUUUUUAUUGAAUUCCCCAUUUAAAUAUAAUUUACAAAAACUGAACCAUAUUUGGAUCUUCAUUUAAGGAAUCAUUAUCAAAUAAAUUAAAAAAUUAAAUUUUAAUAAUCUUAUACAUCCAUGUGAACGAAUAUUUUACAAAGAGAAAAUAGGAGAUUACAUCAAUAUCAUAAUCUAUAUGAGUAUAUCAAUUUAUCCAAAUAUGUAUGGAAGAAAAUUUAUAACACCAAUAUUUAGAAGAAAUCAAAAAUAACAAUAAUUAUUGUAUAAAGAAUGGCAUCAGUAACAGGACAACCAAGAAAACGAAGUUUAAAAAGUGUUUUUAUUGGUGGACUUGGUGCUAAUCUUCAUAGUAAUAAUAAUUUUAAUAUUAAUUCUGGUGGUAGUAGCAGUAAUAAUAGUAAUGAUAAAGAACCAGAUACAAUAUUAUUAACAACAAUACCAAUAAAAAAUACAGAUAAAAAUUGUAGUGUUAUUAUAACAUCACCAGAUUCUUUAUAUCCAGAUAAUAAUAAUACAUCAGCAUUAACAGCAGCAACAACAUUAACAUCAACAACAAUAACAAUUGAUCCACCAAAUAAUACAAUAGCAACAUUAGAUCCAAGUGGUAAUUUUAAUGGAAAUAAUAUAGGAGUUACAAGUAUUGUUAGUCAUAAUAAAGAGAAAAAACGUACACGUAAAGAUAAUGUAAGAUUUGAUACUAAGGAAACACAUUAUGAAGAUAAUUCAGAGAUGAGAUCGAUGAUUGCUGAAGAAAUACGAAAGUAA